CUGAAUCUCAAUUACAUUCUUCAAUUCAUCAUCCAUCAUCCGUCCGCGCAAUUACGCCAUGUAAAAAAAGAACCACCCCGACAACCGCGACAAUGCCACCAACGCCAAACCCGGAGCUUCGAAGGCAGGUGAUUGCCAUCUACAAAGAGCUCCUCAACCUCGGCAAGGACUAUCCCCAAGGCGGCCUGACAUACUUCCGCCCGCGACUGCACAAGGCCUUCAUGUCCAACGCCCACCUGCGCGAUGAGGACAAGAUACGGGAGGGGAUCGCGCGCGCCGAGUUUGUGCAGAAAGAGAUCGAGGCAUUAUACUACUUGAAACGAUACAGGACGUUAAACAAACGAUACAGCCCCGGUUGAGGAAAAAAAAUCCAUACACAAGAUUUAAAAAAAGCAACCCAGAAGACGCUUUUCCCGGGGAUUGCUUACCUCGACAAAAACAAAACAAAACAGCCUUAUAAAACGCUAGACUGCCAGUCUAUAUUACCUUCGUCCACACCACCCAAGUGAACCGUAAAAGAGAGACGAAAACGAAACCCCCCACGUAUCUCCAAGGUAACAAAAGCGCUGGAAGCCGACAGCAAAAAAAAAAAAAAAAACUACCCGCAUGUUUGGGGGUACCCAAAGUUCUACGUCACAGCAUAAUCGGGAAAAGGUGGUGAUCUUUUUGAUCCCACGGCGAGUGGCGUUGAAGCCAGGUCUUUGAUCGUUCCCCCCUUCAAUGAUCACUCCGGCAGGUCUGCCUUUUAUCAGGCAAGGCAAAUCAAAUGAAGAAAGGUGAACGCAGAUAACAGUUGCAAGGAUCACAAAACCCCAAGGCCGAUAGCGAAAACAUGUAGUCACUAAAGGGUUGGAAAGACGUCAAGAGGAAUGGAUACAUUUCAAGAAAGCGUCCUUUUCUUUAGCCAAGCUCCAUAUUCUGAGACAUAGAUAACAAGAAAUCAUAAUAAUCAAGAUUGGAAUGAACAAAACAAUUGAGUUCAUAAAAAAAAAAAAAAAAACGCCGCAUACCGCCAGUGCCUUUGCCAUAACCUUGUCUGAAGUCUG
Pyricularia grisea is the source of this 1046-nucleotide messenger RNA. RefSeq lists its product as uncharacterized. The coding region runs from base 93 to 359 and encodes 88 amino acids. The transcript is spliced from 3 exons. Gene Ontology annotation, biological process: respiratory electron transport chain. Gene Ontology annotation, cellular component: mitochondrion. Lineage: Eukaryota; Fungi; Ascomycota; Sordariomycetes; Magnaporthales; Pyriculariaceae. The record is from RefSeq and is a predicted model, not a curated record.